Thalassophryne amazonica is the source of this 2536-nucleotide messenger RNA. RefSeq names its product chromobox homolog 6a (gene cbx6a). The record is from RefSeq and is a predicted model, not a curated record. The transcript has 5 exons. The coding region runs from base 134 to 1708 and encodes 524 amino acids. NCBI's taxonomy places the organism in Eukaryota, Metazoa, Chordata, Actinopteri, Batrachoidiformes, Batrachoididae.
AAGGCUGACCUCAGUCACGUGACAGAGCAGGCAGGAUUAGCUGCCUGGUGUGUGUCUGACGGCGGUCCACUCGCGCGCGCCCAGUGGAUCUUGACGUCUGAACGGACACAAACAGAUCGCCGGGUACGGAAAGAUGGAGCUGUCGGCGGUCGGGGAUCGCGUUUUCGCCGCGGAAGCCAUACUGAAGCGCCGCGUCCGCAAGGGCAGAAUUGAAUAUCUGGUCAAAUGGAAAGGAUGGGCAAUGAAGCACAGCACCUGGGAACCAGAGGAGAACAUUCUCGAUGACCGGCUGAUAUUAGGCUUUGAGCAAAAGGAACGGGAAAGGGAACUGCAUGGGCCAAAGAAACGAGGGCCCAAACCCAAAAAUGCUGUCUCUCAGGCUCGUGCUCAGAAAAGUGAAACCAGCACCCGUGCAUCAAACACUUACCAGAAGGCGCCUCGCUCUUUGUCUACAUCAAGUCGCGCAGCAACUUCCUCUUCUGCCUCUCCGCAUCAUUUAGCGUCCUCGUCCUUUACUUCUUCAGCUGCAGCACCUUCUCCAAAACUCAAUUCUCUUGCCGCUACCCACAAGCUGAAGAAGGACAUUCAUCGUUGCCACAGAAUGUCCAGACGCCCUCUGCCCCGCGCAGAUCCUAUGGCAGCCACUUUUUCGACCCCUGGUGGCUUUCCCUCCCGCUUACAUGUUUCUCCUUUCUCUGAGACCGUACGCAUUCUCAACCGUAGAGUAAAGCCUCGGGAGGUCAAGAGAAGUCGAAUCAUCCUUAACUUAAAGGUUAUUGACAAGCCAGGCAGGGGUGGCCCCGCUGCAAGUAGUAGGAAUAUUACAGCCGGGCGCCAAAACAUCCCUUCCCGAAAUCGCAUCAUUGGCAAGAAGGGAGAGGCUCCAUAUAGACCUUUCCAACCUCCUCUGAAGAUGCUGGGCUUCCCAAUGUAUGGGAAGCCUUUUGGGCUGCAGUGUGGAGGCCCCAUGACUUUCCACUCCUGUCCAGGAUCAUACUCCAACACAGGGGCCAGGAAUACCCUCUUGACCCCCUCCCAGUAUCAGUCACCUCCGUCUCCGUCCAGUUCCAGUGGGUCUGAAGGUAAAUCUCCCACCACUGCUAUAGCUGCUCCACAGUCUCACCAAACCACAGGAGCCUCUGUAUUAGGACCAGUUUCCAGCAGGGGUUCCCAUCUGUUAGCUUCUUCCCAGGCCAAACCCAGUAAACCUCAAAUGGAGACCACGAAGGGCCAGGGUGCUAAGCAGUCUGCUCGCAGUCCCUCCUCAUAUACAAACCCAGGAGCGUCAUCCUUCCCCUUGUCCCCCUCUGGCUCUGCCUCGUCCUCCAUGGAAGAUGAAGAGGAGGAGGGUGUUCUGGACUCUUUGAUGCCCCGAGAGGAAGGUAGAAAAACCCUCCGCUCUUGCCGGUUCAAACGCCAGCGUUCAGCAGCCCUUUCCUCUGUACCCUCCGGGGAUCACAGCUCUACCCCAGCAGAACCUCGAAGGGUACCUGCUGAGGGCGACCCCGACUGGCACCCUGAAAUGGCACCAAGUUGCAAGGAUGUGGUAGUGACAGAUGUCACUACCAACCUUGUCACUGUUACCAUAAAAGAGUUUCCGUCUCCCUCCUCUUGCCCUGCCUCUCCGUCCACUGUCCCGGAAAGCGUCGCCGCCGCCGCUUUGCCCUCUGAUGUCACUUCUGACGACCCGUCCCCACCUAAGCCAUAAGAAGACAUGUUAUGGAUUUCGUUGCCAUAAAUGAUGGAAGAAAAUACCAGUGUUGCCACUUAAGCCCACACCUACCUUUUUCUUUGAUAUAUCAACCCUUGUGUAAUGGUUAAUGAAAUGUGAUGUAACAUUACACCGCCCAGACAUUAAAUAGUAUAAAGAACAUAUUUUUUCUUAAAGAGAAGUGUGUAAAUAUUUAAAUGGAGUUGAGAUGCCCUUAUUGUCACUUAAAUUGCCAUAUUUUUUCCACUUGCAAGGCACUGAAUUUUUCAAGCAGACUUGCAUGAAAAUUGUAUUUGUUUGCUUUCAUUUGCUUCAGACAUGCCAAACCUGGCUUGUGUAGGAUCAAAGAAAUAGAAGACCAAAAAAAAAGAAGAAACUGCCUAGUGUAUCAGGGAAUAAGCACCCACACUAAUGGGCCUCAGGGCCUAUGUUGGACCCUAGUAUUUGGGGCUGAGCACACUCAUAGUAUCUGAAAGAAACAAAUACUAAUUUGAACCAAGUUCUGCUGUGAAGGCUGUUAUCAGGUAGGUGUUAUGCCAAUUUCCUGCCCAGUUGUUUCAAUGGAAGUCCAACUUGUUGACGCUAAAUGAGGCAAUGUGCAUUUACUGUAUGCUCGUACCACAGUUGGACUCAUCAAUACUGCAAUACUGCAUUCCAUAUACUCAGUAGUAAAUGGAAUGCUCUUGACUGCAUUGAAAAGAUAACUAUGUAGUUCGACAGUUUCCGCAGCCGUUUUUCCUCACGCUCCCUUAAACGCACAUGCAUAUGAGUGUUUAUGUGCACGCACAAACUUUAAAGCUGCAUAAUAAUAUACAAGGAAAAAAA